Elaeis guineensis (African oil palm) is the source of this 1577-nucleotide messenger RNA. RefSeq names its product heterogeneous nuclear ribonucleoprotein 1. The record is from RefSeq and is a predicted model, not a curated record. Gene Ontology annotation, molecular function: RNA binding. NCBI's taxonomy places the organism in Eukaryota, Viridiplantae, Streptophyta, Magnoliopsida, Arecales, Arecaceae. Gene Ontology annotation, cellular component: chromatin; nucleoplasm. Gene Ontology annotation, biological process: regulation of gene expression.
UCGAUCCAGACGACCGACGGUUCAACAUCCUUAAGAUGGAAGGUUACAACUCGAACGAAAUAUAACUCACGUCAGAGAUCGUCGCCAUCCGCCUCGAAGCCUCUCCCCAAGUCCUCGAAGACCUGAGUUCCAAUCUCGGCACCUUCCUACCCCUCCCCCAAGAAAUCCUAGCCUCGGUUCCGGAGAUCCGCGGGAGGCGGGCCACGAUGGGUUCCAGGAACGACGCCAAGGCCAGGGAGCACGAUGGAGCCAGCCCUGGAAAGAUCUUUGUCGGAGGACUUCCCAAGGAUACGAGCAUCGCUACAUUUACGAAGCAUUUUGGGAAGUAUGGAAAAAUUAUAGAUCAUGUGAUAAUGAAAGAUAAAUACACAUCUCAACCAAGGGGUUUUGGUUUCAUCACCUAUGCUGAUCCUUCAGUUGUUGAUAAAGUAAUCGAGGAUACCCACAUAAUCAAUGGAAAACAGGUUGAAAUCAAAAGAACCAUCCCAAAAGGCUCUUUGCAAUCAAAGGAUUUUAAAACAAAAAAGAUAUUUGUUGGUGGGAUUCCAUCAACAGUUACAGAAGAUGAAUUCAAGAAUUUCUUUUCAAAAUAUGGGGAAGUGGUAGAUCAUCAGAUUAUACGCGAUCAUGCGACCAACCGCCCUCGAGGCUUUGGGUUUAUUAUAUUUGAUUCUGAACAAGUUGUAGAUGAUUUGUUAGCAAAUGGAAAUAUGAUUGAACUGGCUGGUUCCCAGGUGGAGAUCAAGAAGGCUGAACCAAAGAAAGCCUCAAACCCACCGCCGCCUGCAUAUGGUGGUGAACCUAGGGCUCGUUCUUUUGGUGAUCGCUUUGGUGAUUUUGGCAACUCUUAUAGCAGUUUUGGUGGCGGAGGAUUUGGUCCAGCUUCCUAUAGGAACCCUGGAGGUUUUGGUGGUAGGUUUGGUGGUUAUGGUGCUGGUGGCGGUGAGUUUGGUGGUGGAUAUGGUGGUUUUGGUGGAGGAUUAGGGGGUUACCGAGGAGAAUCUUCUUUUGGUUACUCUAGUCGCCUUGGAUCAUAUGGAGGGUUUGGUGGGGGAUAUGGUGGAGGCGGCUUAGGUGGCUAUGGGCGUGGUGACGAGGGCUUUGGUGGUUAUGGAGGUUCUAGCUAUGGUGGUGGAUAUGAUUCUGGCUCAGGUACCGGUUAUGGUUCUGGUGGACUGUAUGGUAGUAGGGCAGGCUAUGGUGGUGGUGCUGGUCGAUAUCACCCAUAUGCAAGGUAGAAAAGAGGCCAUUUCUUCCAGUUAAGCUUUGUUGUAGACAUUGUCACUACAGGUUUCACUAGUUCCUGAGAUGCAAAGUUGUGCCAGGUUCAGUAAAUGCUUUCUAGUAGAUGCUAGCUGGGUCUGUCAGAAUGUUGAGCUCAGGCUUGCUAGUUUGCUGAUUAGAGUGCUAUCAGUUAUGUAAUGUUUGGAGACCAGAACUAGAUGUUCUAUGUUGUGUUUUCCGUUUGCUUGGUACUUUAGACUCUGUAGCUUGGUAUGCACUCUGUAGAAUGCUAUAGCAUCUAUUAGGCCUUUAUAAACGCCCUUUGGUUCUUUAGUUUGCAUUGUGGCAGAGCU